UGCGCCUCAGAAGGCUUGUUUUACGCUCAUUUAUUCAUAACUCCUCUAGAGGGCGCUGUGCGAAAGGAAGAACUAACGUAGAAGAAGAGGACUGUGGGCGGCGGCGGGAAACAUAAAUAGGAGCUCUGUGUUUAUAUUAGUGAAAUACAUUACUUUUAUUCUCCGAGGCCGGACUGUAAAAGCUACCCACCUACAACAUGGUUCAAGAAUUUCAUGUACUGAGAUGUUUUUCCUGUCAAACAUUUCAAGUACAGCAGAUGAAGAAGAGUAAGACAUGGACAUGUAAAGUGUGCGGCGAGAAGCAGUCAUUGAUGAAGGAGUUUGGUCGAGGCGCUGCCGCUGACUGCAGAAGGCAUGUCCAGAAGCUGAAUGCUCUGCGAGGACAGAUGCUGGAGGUGAACAGGGAACAGCUGCUGUCACAGCGGGAACCGGAUGAAAACUAUGAAAACGAAGAUGUUUAUGAGAGUCUGGAUCAAAAUCCUAAAUCAGAGGAAGUGGCUCACAUCAGCCGCUGGAGUAAAUACACUGAUCAAACAGCUGAGGGUCCAAAUGGACAUGAAGAUGAGGAAGAAGAUGAGAAUGUUUACACAGAAAGACACAGAUUCAGAAGCCAAGGAACCAGGAAAAGGAAGAAAAUCUCCUCUUCAAAGUCUUUUGGUGGCCGUGAUGGUAACUGUGAGGAUGAGGAGUCAUGGACUGGUUGUUCUGGGUUUAAGAGACGGCCGGAUCAGCCACUGCAGCAUGACAGGAGAUUCAAUUCAUCGUGGAGUAAAGGAUCUGCUUCCAAAUAUUCCUCCUGUGGCAGGUCAGGUGAUAUGGAGCCGUGCACUAGCACAAAUCUCCCAUCAUCCCGUCAGGCUGAUUGUUAUCCUACAGCCUGCUCCAGUUCCACAGCGGAGAACUCUAGUGAAAAUAAACAGCAGUGUAACUCUUCACAUAAGCUGCCAGCAGCUGAGGUAACCAAAGGCCUUCUCCUGCACAGCAACAGUCCUUCUGGUUCUUCUUGUCAGAAGUUUGGUGAAUCGAAGAUUGAGAACAAGGACUCCAAAUGGGACAAAUUCCUCACAGUUGUCCCUAAUCAGCAGGACGAGGAAGAGAAUGACUAUGAAGCUCAUGAUUCCUCUAAUUACAGUGAUAACACAGCAGUGGCUUGUUUCACAGAAGCACUUACAGACAAGAGUGUGGAUUCUGAAGAGUGUGGAGAUCCACUGGAUGGAAAGGACAGUGGUGCUCUAGGGAGGCAGAAGUCUGUUGGUGAUAUUUGUGUGGAUGGAAACAUCAGUCACAGCUCAAAGCCAGCUGGUUUUGAAAACGCUGUCUGUAAACAGCCUACACUAUUUAAGAUGCCAUGUUCAAGCCUUUCCAUAAACUCCCUGUUCUUUACCGAUGAAGACUUUGACGACACAUUUUGAGAAUAAGUUGCGUUCUAUUCAAAAAUGUACGUUUUAUGGUGUUACCAUAUCCUCUUGCAUUGGUAGUUAAACCAUUCUCCACAGUUUUGCACAUUUAAGAAAAUACAAACUUUUUUUUUUUUUGCAUUUUAUUGAGGAUAGAAAGUACAGGAAUUUUAGAAGACCUACAGUGACAUUAACCUGAUUCCAUCUGUUUAUUCAAACUAACAAUAAAAAUACCCCCAGGUUUCUGCUGAGCUUACAAACUCUUCUUAUUAGUUAUGUAAAUGCAAACAGAAAAAAAAAAAA
Messenger RNA from Sinocyclocheilus anshuiensis, 1700 nucleotides. It is a transcript of the gene mrnip, whose product is annotated as MRN complex interacting protein. Gene Ontology annotation, molecular function: chromatin binding. Gene Ontology annotation, biological process: mitotic G2 DNA damage checkpoint signaling. The record is from RefSeq and is a predicted model, not a curated record. Lineage: Eukaryota; Metazoa; Chordata; Actinopteri; Cypriniformes; Cyprinidae. The transcript has 7 exons. Gene Ontology annotation, cellular component: nucleus. The coding region runs from base 198 to 1412 and encodes 404 amino acids.